Penaeus indicus is the source of this 2623-nucleotide messenger RNA. Its product is annotated as high-affinity choline transporter 1-like. Gene Ontology annotation, cellular component: plasma membrane. The transcript has 13 exons. Lineage: Eukaryota; Metazoa; Arthropoda; Malacostraca; Decapoda; Penaeidae. Gene Ontology annotation, biological process: acetylcholine biosynthetic process; choline transport; transmembrane transport. Bases 247 to 1977 code for a protein of 576 amino acids. Gene Ontology annotation, molecular function: choline:sodium symporter activity. The record is from RefSeq and is a predicted model, not a curated record.
UCGUUGAUGUCUCCUCACCUCCGUGCCGUCCUCCGUCGCGGAUUUUUACUCGCUGCUAUAUUUUGUUAAUAUAGACUUGCGAUUUUAAUUAUGUGUGUUGUUUUUCAUACAGAUAAUUUUUAACUUCCAUUCGAUACUUGAGUGAACUUUACAAGAUUUUAAACACGCGUUGAUGUCUUUUAUUGAGUGACUACCCAGAAAUUCAGAAGGAACAGGGUAGACUAUCCUAUUGCAAGAUCCGAAAAUAUGGCGACCGAAGGAGACAUGUUGCUUACCACAGAAAAUGUGACGGACUCUUUAUCUGCAGGCGAGGCCGGCCACUCCAUCAACGUGCCGGGCUUGGUGGCUAUCAUCAUCUUCUACCUUCUGAUCCUGGGCAUCGGGCUGUGGGCAGCUUGGCGCAAGAAGGGCACGGAGGAUACCGCCGAGGAUGUCAUGCUGGCAGGCAGGGACAUCGGCAUCUUCGUGGGCUGCUUGACUAUGACAGCAACAUGGGUCGGCGGAGGUUAUAUAAACGGGUCGGCGGAGGCAGUGUUCACGAGCGGCCUCAUCUGGUGUCAGGCGCCCUUCGGUUAUGCCAUCAGCCUGACGUUGGGUGAGAAGAGCUUUGCUGUUAUGGUCGUUUUGGUUGUAAUAGUAGUUAAGGAGGAUUUUUUGAAAGAAAAACGGAAUAGGAGGGAAGGAGGAAGAGAGAAAGACACAUUGUGUUCUUCGGUUAAGGAAAACUUUCUUUGCUCACAUUCCCUCACCCCUCCUACAGGCUCGACCUUGGCUGUGAUCCUCGACCUCUCGAACAACGUGUCGAUCAUCGUGUCGGCCGCCAUCGCCGUGGUGUACACGCUCUUCGGAGGCCUCUACUCCGUCGCGUACACAGACGUUGUGCAACUCUUCUGCAUCUUUAUUGGGCUGUGGAUAACCAUCCCGUUCGCCCUGAUGCACGAGGCCGUCGGGUCGCUGAGCCUCAACGAAACCGACUGGCUGGGCUCCAUCUCCGAGGACACGCCGUGGGUCUGGGGCGAGUGGACUGACUUCGCCGUCCUCCUCAUCUUCGGGGGGAUUCCGUGGCAGGUAUACUUCCAGCGCGUCCUCUCGGCACGCAGCAGCAAACAAGCCCAAAUGCUGUCCUUCGUGGGAUCCUUUGGCUGUUUCUUCAUGGCAGUUCCAGCUUGUAUUAUCGGAGCCAUCGCCAAGGCCACAGAUUGGGACCAGACGGAUUACACCAAGGACGUCACACAGAAAGACCAGGCCAAGCUGAUUCUUCCUCUCGUAAUGCAGUAUCUCACUCCACAGUGGGUCGCCUUCUUCGGUCUUGGAGCUGUCAGCGCUGCCGUCAUGUCCUCAGCUGAUUCCUCUGUGUUAUCGGCGUCCUCGAUGUUCUCCAAUAACAUCUACAAGAAUGUUUUCAGACAGUCUGCGAGCGACCGAGAGUUGGUGUGGGUGAUGCGUUUCACUGUCUUGGUGGUCGCCUGUAUAUCAACGGUGAUCGCCAUCAAAGGAAAUUCUAUCUAUGAGCUUUUCUACCUGUGCGGUGACUUCGUCUACGUCAUGCUGUUCCCGCAACUGACCCUGGCAGUGCACGCGCCCAACUACGUCAACACGUAUGGCUCCAUCUGUGGAUACGUCCUUGGUUUCAUCCUCAGAAUCUUGGGUGGUGAAAAGGUGCUUGGAAUCCCAGCUGUGAUAAAAUAUCCGUUUUAUAUUGACAACGUUCAGUAUUUCCCCUUCAGGACCCUGGCCAUGGCUGUGACCAUGGUGACCCUCCUGCUGGUGUCUUGGCUCGUGCGAUCCCUCUACGACGCUGGCAAGUUCCCCGACUUCCUGAACGUGCUGUCGCAAGACACGGUGGCCGUCCUGAAGCGGGGCGACGAGGCGGGUCCCGGUGGAAUCGACAACCCGGCGCUCGACGCCUCGACGCCCAGCGAGAAAAAGGCGCCGCCGCCGUCGUACCGCGAGUCCGUCGAAAUGACGCAGUUCUAGGCAGUGACGCGGGGGCCGUGUGGCACCGCGGACGGCGCUGCAGGAGGCGUUGUCCUUGGCCGGCAGCCGCGGCUCCUCGUGGCUUCCGCUUUAAAAGACCUACAUUAGCUCGGCAUUUUUAUUGAGAAAGGCAAUAGAAGGACAUACAUUAGGUAGGCUUUAUACUUAGAGUGUGUUUGGUGUAUAGUGUGAGUGUAUACUUUUAAGAAUUGUGUAUAUAUCUUGACAGGACGCAGCUGUUGUUCAGCGAAAAAAAUAUGACGAGUGUGUGCAUUGUAAAAUUGAUGUAAAAUAUGAAAUGUAUAUUUUUGGGUUGUGCGCGAUCUUUCGCAUUUUAUAACUUAAUACUUUUAAGUAUAAAUUUUAUCGAAGAUAUAUUUUACUGUUGUUGCAUUUCCAAAUUUAACAAAAUAUAUCGUUGCUGCACAGUUUUAUACGGAAUUAUAUGAUAUAUAAAAUGCAUCCGAAAUAUUUUCACGUCUUGUUUUGUGUGAUGAAAGAAUUAUGAGGAUGGUUAUGUGAAUAUAUAUAUAUAUUACCACAAAAUAGAUGAAUAUUACUCAUCAGUGUAAUAGACGGUUGUGACUGAUAUUUUUUAAUAGUUUCAUACAAAUGAACAUAUAAUAAAAUUUCUUUUAUAAUCUUU